AAUUAGCACCCUAUCUAAAUUAUCAAUAUAUAAUUAGCAGUUUAGCACACUAAUAAAUGCCAUUAAACUAACGUUGCUUGCUACAUACACGAUGAGCCGCCAUAGGAACCCAGCACAAACUUGCCCUCCCACCAUAAUACCACAUCAACUCCCCUACGGCUAUGGCUAUGUACCAUCACCACCAGCAGCCGCGCCUCCAACUUCCCACUCCGGCACCAUGCGCUACAGGGGCACGCGUCUCCGAAGUGGGAAGUGGGUGUCGGAGAUAAGGUUACCACGUACCACGAAGCGCAUUUGGCUGGGGACAUACGCAUCUCCUGAGAUGGCUGCUGCUGCUUACGAUGCUGCUACUCUUGCAUUGAGGGGCCCCGAAGCCCAUCUCAACUUCCCCAAUUUCAUACUCUCUUACCCUAUUCCUGCUUCAUUCUCCGAUGCUGAUAUUCGCGCUGCCGCUGCCGUCGCUGCCUCCUUCGUCGCUCAGUAUCGGACUACCACCGAGGCGCCACCAGCGAUUACUACUUCUGCUGCUGCUGAUAGCUAUUCCUACAACAGUAGUAUCGGACAAGUAGAAGGGAUGAUAGGAGAUUAUUUUGAUGAGGAUGAGCUGUUGAAUAUGCCGAGUGUGAUCCAAGACAUGGCCAGAGGACUGCAGAUUAGCCCCCCAAGGAUGCCUUCUUUCUACUCCGAUGAUUCCUCCGACGACAUUUAUUCGGACCUGUAUACCCUUUGGUAAUAAUAACUCCACACCACACCAGAGGAUCGGAUGAGGAUAUAAUAAUUAUUAUCAGAAUAUUAUGUUGCAUGCUAAUAAUUGUAAAUCGGCAUCAGCAUAAACUACAUGGUGCCUAUUAGCAGAGUGUGAGAGUGUGUGUUUCUAGGUCUUGGGGGUUCACUUUCACGGUGCACCUUCUCAGGUGAAGAUUGCUUUCUAUCCAAAGAAGCUAAUAAUUUGAAGAUCAGACUUGGGCAUGAAGAGAUUAUUAUAUCUCACGGAACCAGCCCUUUUAAUUUCUUUCUCCCUUGUCUCAUCUCUAAGCUUCUAUUUAAUAUUAUAAUAUGUCACAUGGAACUAUCUCUUCUGCCAGUGGUAUUAGUCCAUAGUGAAUUUGUGUAAUAUUUAUAUAUGAAUGACUACAGCUUUGGUA
This is a messenger RNA of Arachis ipaensis, 1145 nucleotides long. The record is from RefSeq and is a predicted model, not a curated record. NCBI's taxonomy places the organism in Eukaryota, Viridiplantae, Streptophyta, Magnoliopsida, Fabales, Fabaceae.